Molecule: messenger RNA, 1647 nt
Organism: Beta vulgaris subsp. vulgaris (sugar beet)
Lineage: Eukaryota; Viridiplantae; Streptophyta; Magnoliopsida; Caryophyllales; Amaranthaceae
Exons: 3
Coding region: 357-1253 (298 amino acids)
Source: RefSeq, a predicted model, not a curated record
AUAAAGCUGCCCCCAGAAAACAACCUCAAAUCACCAACAAUCCAUUAUCCAACAUCAUCUUUCUUUAAACUUAUCGUGCAUUCUACGUACAUGACUAGAUUAUCAAAUCCUCAAUAAUUCCCCAUUUCCAUUAUUGAUUAUUCCAUAGAUUCUCGCUUCUUAAUUUGUUUUUACACACUAAUCAAACAACAAUUUCCAACUCAUUAAUAACUCAUCCUUUUCAAAUUUCCAAUUAAUCCACCACCUCAAAAAUACACUCUCUUUCUCUCUCCUCAUCCGCCAUUGUUAGGGUUUCUGCAAUUCUAUCCAUCAAAAUCAACUUCAACUUCCUUCCCCAAUUUCUAGGGUUGAGUUAAAUGGAUUUAAUCGGAGACGCACUUCGCCAAGCUUUUAUGCCGAAACACGACUACCAAAACCUUAGAGAUGAAGAUAAAGCUUGGCUUAAGUUACAGAAACCGAUUUGUGUUACAAUUGUAUGUGUUAUUUCUAUUGCGAUUCUUGUUUCUACUGCUAUUAGUUUGAAGAUAGUGUUUCCUGGUGAUUCUGGUAAUAGGCCUUUUUGUUAUGAUCUUCGUCUUCAACCUUUGCCGAUUAAUGCUAGUAGUGGUAAUGGUGCGACUUCUGGUGAUUCUGAUUCUUUUCCUGGAGCUUUUUAUCUUACGGAUCAGGAAACUGUUGAUUACUAUUAUAUGGUGUUGUUCCUUCCUUCCUCGAUCUUGUUCUUGCUUUCCGUCGUUUAUCUUGUUGCAGGGGUUAUGGUUGCUUACUCUGCUCCACAAAGACAUGGUUGCUUGAAGGUGGUUGAAAACAAUUAUUGUGCUUCAAGGAGGGGUGGAGUGCGCUGUCUCGCCAUCCUUAAUAUGGUGUUUGCCAUCAUCUUUGGUCUUCUUGCACUUUUCCUGGGUUCAAGUCUUCUCACAUUGGGGAGUAGCUGUUCCUUGCCCUUGUUUUGGUGCUAUGAGGUUGCCUCAUGGGGGUUGGUCAUUUUAUUUGGGGCCACUGCCAUUUUCCUGAGAAGGAAAGCUGCUGCGAUUUUGGAUGAGGGUAACUUCUCUGGAAGAAAUCUUGGGUUAGAGAUGUUGGAAGCUAAUCCUUGGGAACUAACACCAGGUGUUGAAAGACGUGUCAAUGAAGGCUUCAAAACUUGGAUGGGCUCUUCCCUUUUAUCCUCUGAUGAGGAAGAUGAUUCUGAGGAACAUGAAGAUUUGCUUCAUACGAGCAACAGUCAAAGCAGACAAAGACUAUUGACAUGAUAGCGAUUUAGUACCUUUUUGGCAUCUUAGUAGAGAAAUCUUAAUGUAGAGAACGUCUCUCUGCUCAUAUACACAUACACGUAUUGAUGGGCUCUGGCCAGUGGGUUCCUCGUGAUGGUCCAUUACCAUUGUCUCGGUUAUAGCCGGAACCUGCUGAACAACCAGGUCUUUUGGGUUAGCGAAGAGUAGCGUCAAGGGAACUGUAGAAAGACAAGUGGUUUGGGUCUGGAGGACUUGGCUUCACUAACUUGUGAAUUAGAACUAGUCAACUAAUUAAAUGUCCAUGUUAUGCUUAACAUUACAAUAUGUUUUAUGUUUGAGACGGUUGUGAAUACUCCUAUAUCUUUUCGAUACUGAUCUCUUAUACAAAUCAAAAAGAAAAAGAAUGAUCCUG